Molecule: messenger RNA, 1868 nt
Organism: Dreissena polymorpha
Lineage: Eukaryota; Metazoa; Mollusca; Bivalvia; Myida; Dreissenidae
Product: para-nitrobenzyl esterase-like
Exons: 5
Coding region: 200-1822 (540 amino acids)
Source: RefSeq, a predicted model, not a curated record
AGCAUAAGAGUGCAUUGGAACGUGGCCUCUUAUCUAUUCGUUGCUUUGAGAAGUUUCAGAACAUUGUGAUGACUGUCAUUUAUCUGUGUAUUCAUGCUAUUGGGGUCAUUUAACUUAUGGAGUGUUCGAUCUUAUUGCGGGUGUUAAAAGUCCCGUGUGUUCUGUGUGUUAAUAAUCGUUAAACAUAAUCAGUAAAAUAAUGGUGCUAUUUUGGUUCACUUUCUCGUCUAUGCUUUUUGGCUUCGCUGUCUACGACGUCAUAAGUGACGUCACCGUACGGACUGAAUGCGGAAGCGUGUCAGGUUUCCAGAAAGAUGAAGCCUACAGCUUCCGAGGAAUCCCAUACGCUUCUCCACCGACUGGAAGUAGACGAUGGCAGCCACCGGAACCUCUCAGUCCCAAAACAGGAAACUGUUGGCGAGGGAUAUUUCCGGCCAAAAGUUACGGCAACACGUGUUUUCAGAUCAACCCAGAUGAUCACACGACAUUGAUAGGCAGCGAGGAUUGCUUGUACCUCAACGUUCUAACGCCGUCACUCGACACAAACGCGUCCAAACCUGUGAUGGUGUGGAUACACGGCGGAAGUCUGCAGAUAUCAAGCGGCAGUUGGCCGCUAUACAGUCCAACGGAGAAGCUGGCGGUCGACACCGACACGGUGUACGUGGGUUUCAACUAUCGCCUGCACGCCUUUGGUUUCAUGGCGCUGCAAGUGCUCGCGGAUCACUCGUCGCUCAACACUUCUGGUAACUACGGCUUCAUGGACAUGAUCGAGGUGCUUAGAUGGGUGCAGGCCAACAUUCGCAACUUUGGGGGCGACCCGAAUCAGGUGACAGUGUUUGGUCAGAGUUCAGGAGGGACUGCUAUAGUAGCCUUACUAUCGUCUCCAAUGUGCAAGGGACUGUUUCACAAGGCGUGGCUUCUCUCGGCCUCUGCCGUGUACAACAAAACCGCAAAUGAUGCUUACAUAGAUAACCUCGCAUUUGUUCGGAACGCCGGGUGUGGCAUAAGUGACAUCACGUGUCUCUACAAUCUGACGUCAGCGGAUGUGACGCGCGCGGUGCCGUGGAACAUGUACCCAUUCUGGGCUAUGGUGGACCAAGCCGACUUGCCAACUAAAGGAUAUUUUGAUGGAGCUAUCGCUGUGGUAGAUGGCUUGGUAAUUCCGGAUGCCCCGUUUGAGGUUUGGAGAAAAGGCAAUAUGGUUGACGUCCCUUUGUUGAUUGGGUCGUGUGCAAACGAGGUGGAUUACAACCCUAGCGACAUGUCAAUCAGCACGUGGACCUGGGACCUGUACGUCAGCCACAUUAACGCUACCAUCGGAACGUUCGGGCCGCUGACUUUAUCGACGGCACUUAAAAUGUAUCCAGUGAAUCAAUCCACGCCGGAAUUUCAAUUGACCAGCAUGGCGAGUGACAUCCGGGCAAACUGUCCGAAUGACGUCAUGUCCUUUUACGCCGCGGCGACGUUUACGUCACCGGUCUAUCGGUACGUUGUAACGUCAUCGCCGUCAGUUCCGGUACACCCGGUUGGAAUUCCGUUUCCGGCACGAUACUCGUUCCAUAUGUGGGACGUUUUCGCCUACUUUGGAUUCAUUCCUGAUUAUAUCACUAAUCCGACCAUGGAUGACCUUGCCUGGCAACGGAAUGUCCAGCAGGAAGUGAUGUCAUUUGUGAAGAAAGGUCGACCAUUUAGCGCCUGGCGGCCGUACCCGGAAGCGACAGCGUUGCUGUCCCACGUGACUACAACAUCUUCAGGCUACAAUCCUGCGCAGUGCGAAUUCUGGCUCCAAAAUGGAUUUUUCAGCUAUGGUUGGAUCAAUUAGAUUUAGUUGUAGCUUGACGUAUUUUAAUAAAUGGAUAAAAACUAAA